Erinaceus europaeus (western European hedgehog) is the source of this 713-nucleotide messenger RNA. RefSeq lists its product as uncharacterized. Bases 93 to 713 code for a protein of 206 amino acids. The transcript has 5 exons. Lineage: Eukaryota; Metazoa; Chordata; Mammalia; Eulipotyphla; Erinaceidae. The record is from RefSeq and is a predicted model, not a curated record.
GGCAUGCAGGGGCGGUGCUGGGCAGGGCAGGGCAGGGCAGGGGGCCCCUCUCCCGAGUCGCCUGAGGCUCCCAGGAGCCCCUCUUGCCACAGAUGGAGCAGGGCCUUGUCUUGAAGAGAAGGGUCUCGGAAGACGUCCUGUUGACGGCCGCUUCGUCCAAGGGGACGUCCACCUCGUGGGCACGAGGCGACUGUGAUCAUGACCUUUCACAAGCGGCUUUUUGUCCUCUUGGCAAUAUUCUUCUUGCCCGUGGCAGCUUCCGCUCCCCGUGGGUGGGGAGUGAGCUAGGGCUCAGUCCUGAGUCCUCGCGCCUGGGAACAGGUGCCCUCAGCCGAGCUUGUCUGAGCCCGUGUAGCCUGUUUCUCCCCACUCGCCUCGCCCCCUUCCUGAAGAGCCUCACCAGGGCGCGACGUGAACGGGACGGGACACAGCUUAUGAAGGGCCUCUCGAGCCGUCCUCUCCCCUGUGGUCUGCCCGGCCAGCGUGAUCCUGGUCUCCGUCAAGGGGGGCUACGUCUAGGGUUCUCUGCCCCCCAGCCCCACACGUCACCCCUCAGGCCACAGGUAUCACAUUUCCACUGGCUUCCUGCCACCCGCUCCCAGGAACCUGCCAGGGGAAAGCCAGUAACUGAGGGCGGAGCAGCCAGGGUGCCCCCAGCCCUGGGGCUCGAGGUUGACUCCUCCAUGGAGGAAGCACAGACAGUCACAGAAUGA